AUGACCGAAAUAUCAUUAUCAACAGUGGUGAAGCCUGCAAAAUCCCGUACGAAGACAUUUACGGGUUGUUGGACCUGUAGGGCCCGCAGAGUCAAGUGCGACGAUGAAAAGCCCCACUGCCGUCGUUGUAGGCGCAGUGGUUGGCAGUGUCAGGGGUAUGGCGUGCGCCUGGGAUGGUCCCAAACACCAGGGAUUCGGUCCCAUCGCCGCCAAUUGUGGUCCUCCAUCCCGCAAUCCACUCACGACUUGUCUUCAGCCGCCGUGACAUCUCUUCUAGCGGAGCUGGAUGGAUGCUCCGGCGACGGCAGUGCCCAGCAACGCGGCCCUUUCUCGGUGUUCUCCGCAUCUAGUCCUGCAUCCGAAGAUCCAACACCUUUGCACACUAUUGACUCUAGAGUGAUUUCUUCUCCGUUCGCAGAUGAUGGGGAGGGGCCAUUGGAGCAAUUAUUCUCAGAGCCACUUGAUCUUGCCCCAUCGACGUCGAGCUCUGUGGAUGAGAGUGAAAAUUCCUCACACAUUGGCAUUGGAAGUUUACCUUCCAUCGCACAUACUUCUUUGAUAAGGGAUAUCGAGAAAUCUACCUCAUCAGCCCUAUCUGGGGGCAUCCUACAGGCCGAGCAUGGCAUCACUCACAAACCAGGUUGUACUAGGCACGGAAAUUUGGACCGUGCCCAACUCACAAACCUACCAAAUAACUCCUCGAAGUCUAUACCAACUAUUCUCCCGCCCAUCGCAUCAAUUGGCCCAUUACAGCUCCCAAGACCAGAGACUGAACUGGUGCAUCAUUGGGUCGUAUUUCUGAGUGGCAAUAUGCUUUUGAUCGACACACCCGAUAAUCCCUGUCGUACGAUAUUUAUGCCAUUAGCUUUGAAAGGCCUUGAAACCCCUGCGACAGAAUCUAAUAUACAUUUAUCGAUAUUCCACGCGAUCUGUGCGUCGUCAGCCUUCAGCCUCUACCAUCUCCGUCGCGAUCCUCGAUACCAGUCCAUAGCUAUGCACCACGAUCAACUUGCUUUGCGCCAUUUAAGAGAAAAUUUACAGCGAGCAAAGCGCCUAGAUGAACCAGCUCUCGCUGCCGUUCUGUCAUGUAUCACGGCGGAGGCAAUGUCUGGGAGGCGAACUCGAUGGAGAGCUCAUGUGGCUGGCGGACUUGGUCUUUUGGAAAAUGAAAUACAUGGUGGUUGGAUACGGGGCCCUACAGCAUCUCGAUUGCUUCAGAGCUAUCUUUCUCUGUCAUCACUUUGCAGCUUGCCGAUGUCCCCAGAGUUAAUGUCGCUUCUUGGCGGACGAUCCGAACUACGACAUUAUCUGGAACGUUCUCAUGGUAUCACGACACCAUUGGUUCAAUUUCUGGUGCAGAUCACAGCAAUAGUGGAUUCGAAUACCGAUGUGUCGACAGAAGAACUGGAUAGUCUUGAGCUGCAGCUUUAUCUCAACUUUCCUUGUUUAUCUACGCCAGAUGCGCCGGGAUCUAAUAUUAUCCAGCAUGCUCUUAACUCGUUUUACUAUGCGUCUAUCAUUUUCUUCCGUCGGACUUUACGCCGUGCUCCACUAUGCGACGUCCAGGAGUUGGUUGAAAAAGCAAUCCAAGAGCUUGAGGCAGUCGAUACUUUAACUCGCGAUCAAAAAGGUGGCAGCGCUUAUAAUUGGUCCACUUUUGUUGUGGCUGCGGAGUGCCAGCGACCAAAUUUACAGGCGAGGAUGAUGGCUAGCUUCGACCGGAAAAGCCGGCACGGAAUCCAGAACAUCAACGUUCUAUGCGAAAUUGUCAAGGCACUUUGGCAUCGACGAGAGAAUGCCGGGCUUGGAAUUGACAUACCAUGGCAGGAAAUCGCCAAGGAGGCGGACUUUGACAUCAUGCUUGUUUGA
Penicillium angulare is the source of this 1869-nucleotide messenger RNA. RefSeq names its product Zn(II)2Cys6 transcription factor. Gene Ontology annotation, cellular component: nucleus. Bases 1 to 1869 code for a protein of 622 amino acids. Gene Ontology annotation, molecular function: zinc ion binding; transcription cis-regulatory region binding; DNA-binding transcription factor activity, RNA polymerase II-specific. The record is from RefSeq and is a predicted model, not a curated record. NCBI's taxonomy places the organism in Eukaryota, Fungi, Ascomycota, Eurotiomycetes, Eurotiales, Aspergillaceae. The transcript has a single exon. Gene Ontology annotation, biological process: positive regulation of transcription by RNA polymerase II.